AUGGAUCAUGAAUUUUUAUAUGUAUAUAGUUAUGAAAUAAAUGAAAAUGUUCGAAUUCGUGUUGUAUCCUUAGAAGGUGUUGCAUCCAGCCUUGAACGAUUUCUUUAUGUUACUGGAAACAAUUUCUUCGUCACUGUUACGGUUUAUUGCAAUGAUCGCUCAGUUGGUUGUCCAGUCUCAACAUCCUAUAAGCCUCCACCAGAAAUAAUAAGGCAUGCUUUACAUGAAUGGGAUGAGUGGAUCAUUUUGCCAGUGAAAUACAGUGAACUCAGUCGCGAUUCAUUUUUACGCCUUUGUUUAUGGGAUGUAGGUAAAGAAUUGGAACCAAGGUUUGUGGCCCAAGCAACUAUUACUUUAUUUAGUAUGAAAGGUGUUUUUCGUUGCGGACCACAGAGUUUAUGUUUAGAAAGGGAAUCUUCAUUCGAUCAGCUACCUUCUAAAAAGCCGUAUGAGUUAUCUGACACUGAUCGAUUGCACAGACUCACUAAAGAUUAUGGAGAAACAUUAAUUGACCAUGUGGAUUGGUUGGAUCGUUUAACAUUUCCUCGCAUAGAAAGGCUCAAACGUGAAAGUGAGAAUAGUCAACGAUGUCUCUUUUUAAUGAUUGAAUUGCCUCGAGUGGUUCUUGGAAAUAAUACUUAUUCCAUUGUUUAUUACGAGAGGGAUGAAGAUACAAAAAUUUCGCCAUAUAAUGCACCUUAUCCUACUGAUCCAGAACUUGGAAUGGAUAAUUUGUGCGAAGCGAAGCAUCAUAUGCUAACAAGAAGUGCGCGAGCUGAAAUUUUCGAACGUGAACUGAAACCGAAUGCGUCCACUCGAGAAACUUUGGAAAAAAUUUUGCAAAUGCCUUCUUCUUACCCAAUCAGUGUUGAACAACGAGAUGUUAUUUGGAAAUUCAGAUAUUAUUUGCGCAGUAACAAAAAAGCUCUCACUAAAUUUGUAAGGUCUGUAAAUUGGAACGAAACUAAAGAAGUUAUGCAAGCGCUACAAUUAAUAAGUGAGUGGUCUCCGUUAGAAGCAGAAGAUGCUCUCGAAUUACUUUCACCUUCUAUUCAAAAUGAAAAUGUUCGUCGUUAUGCUGUAUCACGUAUAUCAGAAGCUUCUCAUGAUGAAAUUCUACUGUAUCUGCCGCAGCUUGUUCAAGCGCUAAGAUAUGAACCCUUUACAAUUAAUGAUAAUUUUCGAGUUUCAACCCAAAUUUUUUCGUCUGAUGAGGAAAAUGAUGAAACAGGAAAUGGUGAAAAAUAUAACGAUAAUGCUAUGCAACGAGUCUCACAAGAAUGCGAAGUUAAGAACGAUUUGUCAUCAUUCUUAAUUCGUUCUGCAUGUCAAAAUCAAUUUAUCGCUAAUUACCUUUAUUGGUUUCUGAAAGUUGAGAUCGAAUCAACUCGGUUAGUUAAACCAGACAUAUCUGAGAUGUAUAAAACUGUAAUGGAACAAUUGCUCGCAAAACUUGAAACUGGCAAUGACGAAUCGCGUCAGUGGAAUCAAUAUUUUAAGCGUCAGCAGAAGUUAAUUAAUGAACUUGUUGCCACCGCGAAAUAUUUAUCGCAAAAUUAUAGUUCUCGAAGUGAAAGAACCACCGCAUUAAAGCGAAUACUACAAGAGAAAGAAAUAUUCGAAAAUUUGGGUAAUAUUCCUCUUCCUCUUGAUCCAAGUAUUCGAGUAACUUCUAUUGUGGCAAAUGAAGCAUUUCUUUUCAAUAGUAAUCUUAUGCCUAUGAAACUUACAUUCAGUACUGAACAAAAUCAAAAUUAUGUGGCUAUUUUUAAAAAAGGCGAUGAUUUAAGGCAAGAUCAAUUGGUAGUACAAAUGAUUCGUUUAAUGGAUGGUAUCCUUCGGGCAGACGGGCUUGAUUUGCGCCUUACUCCUUAUCGCGUUCUUGCUACUUCAAGCACAGAGGGCUUCGUGCAAUUUGUUAAAGCGAAACCUUUUCGGGAUGUAAUUUCGACAUGGGGCUCAAUAACUGGUUUUCUGCAGUCUUUUCGACCAUCUCAAUCGGGAACAUUUGGAAUUGAACAGGAAGCUUAUGAUAAUUAUAUACGAUCUUGUGCUGGCUAUUCUAUUAUUUGUUAUAUUCUUGGAAUCGGCGAUCGUCACUUGCAUAAUUUACUAUUAUGCGAAAAUGGGAAAAUGUUUCAUAUAGAUUUUGGCUAUAUUCUUGGCCGAGAUCCUAAAAUACUGCCACCACCAAUGAAAUUGUCUCCAGAAAUGAUUCACGUCAUGGGAGGUCCAGAAAGAAAAGAAUGGCACGAUUUUCGUUCAUUGUGUUUCUCGGCAUUCAAUAUACUUCGGCGUCACGCGAAUAUUAUUUUAAAUUUGUUUUCUUUAAUGCUGGACGCUGGAAUACCUGAUAUUGCCUUAGAAAAAGAUAAAGCAGUGCAGAAAAUCGAACAGAGGCUAGUUUUACAAUUUUUAUACAAUUUUUGUACGAUUUGGAGAUUAUUUAUAGUUAAUUCUUUUUUUUUCAGAUUUCAUUUAGAUUUAAACGAUGAACAAGCAAACCGAUUGAUUCAGCGCUUGAUUGACGUUUCAGUUAGCGCAAAGAUGCCAAAGAUAACUGAAAUGAUGCAUGAUAUUAAUCAAUUAUUGAAUAACUAA
This is a messenger RNA of Dracunculus medinensis (Guinea worm), 2601 nucleotides long. The record is from the annotation of a GenBank genome assembly. NCBI's taxonomy places the organism in Eukaryota, Metazoa, Nematoda, Chromadorea, Rhabditida, Dracunculidae.